Sphenostylis stenocarpa is the source of this 1014-nucleotide messenger RNA. Lineage: Eukaryota; Viridiplantae; Streptophyta; Magnoliopsida; Fabales; Fabaceae. The record is from the annotation of a GenBank genome assembly.
AUGGCGUCUGGUGGGAAGCUCUUCACCAAGCGUUUGCUCGAACGUUUCAGGGCGACGAAUUCGUUUGAGCGCACUGCAGUUGUCAAAGCGGCGACGCCUCCUAUCGUUCCGCAUGAGUGUUCCGAUCACAGAGGUUUCCUUAGGCGGUUUCUGCUCCUCCGGCGGGCGGUGCACCACUCCGGUCCGGCGCGACUGCCGGAGUUUCUUUUUCUUCCUGUUGGAGAGAAACUCCGGGAGGCACUUAAGGGCAUUAACAACGGCACUGGUCUCACCCCGGUGACGGUGCCGGUCGCCGGCGACGCCGUGUGCAGAAACGGAAUGUCUGUGGAGGAUGCGAGGAAGAUUCUGAGGGCCACGCAAAUGGAGAAGGUAAAAGCAAGGUUGAGGAAUGUUCCAGAAAAUUCAGUUCAGUAUUCUGAGUUCUUGCGCAUGUGCGUUGAGGCUUGUGAGAACCAUGAUCAAGGUGUGGAGUUUGCAAAGAUCUUGGAUGAUUCGGGAAACGUCAUCGUCCUGGGAAACAUCGUUUUUCUCCACCCUGAACAGGUGGCAAAAUCAAUAGAAAGCUUAAUGAAUCAAUCAAUAGCCAACCCAAACGACCCCAGAAGGGACGAGUUAAAACAGAUGGAAAAGCAAAAGGCAAUGAUUGAUAAUAAGGCCAAGGCCCAGGUCCGAACUGAGCUUUAUUUUGGGUUGGGCUUUUUGACAGUCCAAACUCUUGGUUUCAUGAGACUCACCUUCUGGGAGCUAAGUUGGGAUGUUAUGGAACCUAUAUGCUUCUUUGUUACAUCUUUUGGGUUUGCUCUGGCAUAUCUUUUCUUCCUCAAGACAUCCACAGAACCCACCUUUCAGGGUUUCUUCUUUCACCGAUUCAGGGUUAAGCAAGAACGUCUAAUGAAGACAUACAACUUUGACAUGGGGAGGUACAAUGAGUUAUGUAAAACAUGUUAUCCCACUUUUCAUGCUGCUGCCAAAUCUGAGUCUUCUUCACUCUUCCACCAUUCAGGAGGGGACUAG